AAAAGGGGGCGGGGGGACUCGACUUGUUGUGUUGCUGCCCGAGAGCCGGAUACUGUCGUCUUGCGGCCGUGCCGCUUCCAGUCUCCAGACCAUGUCUCACUUAGUCGAGCCGCCGCCACCCUUGCACAACAACAACAACAACUGUGAGGAAGGGGAGCAGCCCCUGCAGCCUCCCGCUGGCCUCAACAGUUCCUGGGUGGAGCUACCCAUGAACAGCAGCAAUGGCAACGAUAAUGGAAAUGGGAGGAAUGGGGGACUGGAGCACGUCCCUUCCUCGUCUUCCAUCCACAAUGGAGACAUGGAGAAGAUCCUGCUGGAUGCACAGCAUGAGUCAGGACAGAGCAGCUCGAGGGGCAGCUCUCACUGUGACAGCCCUUCACCACAGGAAGAUGGGCAGAUCAUGUUUGAUGUUGAGAUGCACACCAGCAGGGACCACAGCUCUCAGUCAGAAGAAGAAGUUGUAGAAGGAGAAAAAGAAGUUGAGGCUUUGAAGAAAAGUGCAGACUGGGUAUCAGACUGGUCAAGUAGACCCGAAAACAUCCCACCCAAAGAGUUCCAUUUCAGACACCCUAAACGCGCUGCGUCUCUGAGCAUGAGGAAGACUGGAGCCAUGAAGAAAGGGGGCGUUUUCUCUGCAGAGUUCCUAAAGGUUUUCAUCCCGUCUCUCUUCCUUUCUCACGUGUUGGCUUUGGGGCUGGGAUGGUAAAACACAGCAUUGUGGAGCAUGAUUCUGGAAUACAAAUGCAUCUAUAUUGGAAAACGACUGAGCACACCUUCUGCCAGCACCUACUGAGGGAGACGAAAAGCCCUGGAAAUUCGUGUGGCCUGUGAAGUGGUGUAUUGUAGUUUGAAUUUGAGACCUAUUGUAAGCAUGGUCCCCACCUCCCGCCCUAUUUUUACAUACCCAAUUCCAGUAACUCUCAAAUCCAGUAUUUUACUCAAACUCUGUUGGGGCAUUUUACUAACCUUGUUCCCUUUUUGGCCUGUAAGACACUUUAGAGAUUCCUAACAGAGUUUACUGUUGUUUAGAAAUUUGCAAGGGCUUUUUUUCAGCAAUGCCACCAGCAGAUUAUAAUCUUGUCAACAGUGCAUCGUUCCUCUUAGUGCCACCAGUCACCUGCAUCAUUCAUGCUAGAAGCUGUGUUCUAGCCAUGCAGUUACAUCUCUUUCUAAAUGAGGUCAGGUUUGCAAAUAAUACUAUAAAAGCUUUGUUUAGUCUUUGUUUUGUUUUCCAGGACAAAAACAAGCUUCCCAAAGCUUGAAUUUAUAGUUAUAAAAUGAAAACAAAACCAAAAAAGAAAAAAAAAGAAAAAAAAAAGCAAGACACAAGGAAAAAAAAUAUCCUGGGCAAUAAAAGUUACUUUCAACCAGCUCUGGAGCCACUCUUUUCCUAAGCCUCCUGUGCCGCCUUCAGUUUGUAGGAGGCAGCCUGUAUGAACGACAGACAGAAAACAGAGGAGUAGAACAUACUGGCAGAGUUAACAUUAGUAUACUGCAAUGCUGUCUUUUCUACGAUAGAGAAUCUUUGUCAGGAAUGUCUCAGGCCUAGACAUACAUGAAACUUACUUUUGAGAUUUUGUAUGUUUGGUAUUUUCAUGUGUUACCUGCAUGUGAAUUUCUCAUGACUUUUGUUUUUCUUUUUUUUCUAAGAAGAGACUUGGAACGAGUCUGAUUCAUAGUGUUAAUAGAGGCUUCUUGUUUUAGGAAGCUGUGCUUACACUCUGGAGCCUUUACACACUGAAGAAUAACUUCAGAGUUAUUCCAAGUUCUUGUGUAACUUGGAAAAGUAGACUUGGUUUGUGGGAACAGUUGAUGAAGUUCUGGACAGAUGCCAUUCGUUCUUUGGUUCCUCCCUGUUGUUGGCUGCAGUCUUCCCAAGGUGUCUUUAGUCUCUCCCAGGCCCUGUGACUUUCUCAACGUAGGUGUCUUCUCAGUUCUGUCAAAUUCCUGAUGUUCUGCAAUACUCAGAAAAUUCUUAGAAUGGCAGACUUCCUUUUGUCUGUUUCUAAAAUGUGAAGCUUUAGGACCAAAUUGUUAGACAGCGUCAGGAUUUGCAGGUUAUCUCAAGUACAUUGUGUUAGAUUUCAGAGCACACUAUCACUCCGAAGGAGUCUGUCUGAUAUACAUAAUUACUGUUUAAGAUGUACACUUUGCUAUAGUUACAGAACCAUUGUGAAUUUCAAAGCUAGCAACCUACAUGGUGCACCAGGUUGACUUGAAUAAAUUUGGCAAGCAGGUUUGCCAGUGUGCAGAAACUAACUCUUCUCUCACAUAAAGGCUUAUAAAAUUGGUGUGUUGUAUGGAAAUGGAAAGGAAGGUAGAUAAGACAUUUCUGUCAUUAUUCAAGAAUAUGGUUGUUUAUCUUUAAGGAAGAUAACAUAUAUAUCCAAAAUAGUUUUGUGAGUUAUUUUCUUUCUGGCAUUUAAUGUCUUCAUGAUUUGUGGGCAACUUCUGUUCCUUUUCCUUUCUUGCUCUUAAAUCUGGUGACGCUUGAUCUGCCUUCUCACCUGUUACUUCAAGUGUUUAUACUUGAGUUUCUUAGGAAGAAAGUAAAUCUGAUGGCCUUUUGUUUUGUUUUAGUUGUUGUUUUGUUGUAGUUGUUUUUGAAAAGCCGGAAUCAAAUUGUCAAGGCUCCUGAGGCUAAAGUCCAACAUAGUUUGCAGUGCUGAUGUGCGAGCUGGCGGAGCAGAAUCACUCUAAGCGCUCGCUCUUACAGGCAGACACUGCCUUCUCUCUAAAUUCAGUAGCAGUUUUAUCGGCAGUGCCAUUGAAUUAUGGGAACAUUUAUGAUUUUCUUUCAACAUUAAAACUAAAAUUUAGUUUUGCCAUUGUUUGAAAGUAUUAGUAAAAUCAUAUAAUACAUCACAGAACAACUGUCUACCAGUGAGCCUGCACGGUGUUGAUUUGCUGCUCCAACAUAGGGGAUGUUCAUAUUCCUACACAGAAUCUUAUUGAGUGAAAACAGAUUGUCCUAUCAUGAAGUUGAAAUUUAAGAUAAGGUUUAAAAAGCUUUAUUCCUGUUUACAAUUUGGGAUGAAAAGCAGGCUUCAUUUUAAGUUUAUUGAAAACUGGCUCAGAUGUUUGUAAGCCAAGAGGAAAGCGGCCCAGAGAACAGCACAGUGAGUUACUCGGUUGAAGACUGAAAUGGAGACUCGGCCCGUGGGACGAAUCUCACAGUGAAGCAGCUGUUGGAACUCCUGGGAUUAAUGGAGCCAGAGUGACAUGCAUCCUUCGUCUGUCUCAGCAGCACUGGCGUCAUUCCUUACAGUUUACAGAACACAUGGAACUUGUAGCUAGAAACAUUUUGUGCCAUUAAAGCUCUCACAAAACCUG
This is a messenger RNA of Apodemus sylvaticus (European woodmouse), 3333 nucleotides long. RefSeq names its product BCL2 interacting protein 3 like (gene Bnip3l). The record is from RefSeq and is a predicted model, not a curated record. The transcript is spliced from 7 exons. Gene Ontology annotation, biological process: defense response to virus; mitochondrial outer membrane permeabilization; positive regulation of apoptotic process. NCBI's taxonomy places the organism in Eukaryota, Metazoa, Chordata, Mammalia, Rodentia, Muridae. Bases 92 to 706 code for a protein of 204 amino acids. Gene Ontology annotation, cellular component: nucleus; mitochondrial envelope; mitochondrial outer membrane.